GCUUUUCACGCUGCUCUCCCAGCCUCCUGGGCAGAGUUUGCGGAUGACGAGGGGCGAGUUUACUUCUACAACUACACCACAAACGAGAGCACUUGGAACCAUCCGAUGGAUGAAGUCUACAGGGAGCUCAUUGCUCUGGUUUUGCGUGUGCGGCGUGUGCAACCCGCGCCAGUAGCUCAGGAGAGGCUUCAUGAGCUGAUAGGCCAGCACCUUCGCGAGGUGUAUGAUCGUGCGUCAUCCCAACUGGCGAAUUGGAGUGGCCCAUUCCGCUCAGAAGAGGGCGAUUGCUACUACUUUAAUGAAGUCUCGCAGCAAAGCACCUGGGUGAAUCCAUUAGAG
Symbiodinium pilosum is the source of this 339-nucleotide messenger RNA. The record is from the annotation of a GenBank genome assembly. NCBI's taxonomy places the organism in Eukaryota, Dinophyceae, Suessiales, Symbiodiniaceae.